Molecule: messenger RNA, 4146 nt
Organism: Tribolium castaneum (red flour beetle)
Lineage: Eukaryota; Metazoa; Arthropoda; Insecta; Coleoptera; Tenebrionidae
Product: ATP-binding cassette subfamily C member 4-like
Exons: 9
Coding region: 250-4005 (1251 amino acids)
Biological process (GO): transmembrane transport
Cellular component (GO): membrane
Molecular function (GO): ATP hydrolysis activity; ATP binding; ABC-type transporter activity
Source: RefSeq, a predicted model, not a curated record
AAGCGAAUUAAAUUCAAAACCAACACUAAAUAGAAGAGUGUAUUUUUAGAUCCACAACUUGACAAAAUAGUUAAAGACGAUAAAUGGUAGAAAACAAUGGACAACAGUUUACAUAUAGGGAAAUAAAUAUUUAAACUAAGCGAUUAGAACGUCAUUUAAUUCAUGUAAAUAAUACUUGAGGCCUUGUCUAAAAAACGCCAAAGAAAUUUCCACGCAAGCAGAAGCUUUCAAGAGCACCAAGUGUUGAACAUGGACCAUAUAAAAAAACAUAUCAAAGAAACACAUCCAAUUCUUAAAGCCAACGUCGUUUCUUUGAUCACAUUUUUUUAUACUGUAAAGUUGUUCAGAAAGGGUGCUAAACGGGAUUUGGAAGAAGAAGAUUUGUACGAGGUUUUACCCAAGUACAGAUCGGACAGAUUAGGAGACGAGUUUGAAAGAGAAUGGGAAAAACAGAAAACAAAACGGGACAGAAACUCAAUUUUGCGCCUGUUGUGGGCUUGCUAUGGAAAAGAAAUUUUCCUCUUGGGGGUGUCACAGUUGGCGGUUAAAACCCUGUUGAUAAUAGUUCAACCACAUGCUUUGAGCAAAAUAAUCAGUUAUUUCAAUCCGAACCAAACCGAAAUGACCAAAAACGAUCUGUAUUUCUACGCUGGACUUUUGGUCGUUUUCAACAUAUUGGACUGUCUUUACUCCCACAACUACCACCUCGCUGUCACCACACUAGGGGUCAAAAUUCGCACAGCUUUUUGCUCUUUCAUUUACCGGAAAGCCUUGAAACUGAGUCCUUCGAGACUUGGCGAUAUCUCAGUCGGAAAAAUCAUAAAUCUGAUUACUAAAGAUGUUCAUGCUUUAGAACGGUUUUCGUAUUUAGCCAACGACUUAUGGAUUGCAAUUCUCAAAACAAUCAUCGUUUCCUUCAUCAUUUACAGGAAACUUUAUUUGGCAACUUUUGCAGGAGUGGGGUUUUUCAUAAUUAUAUUGCCCAUUCAAAUUUACAUGGGGACGUGGGCCGCCAAGUUACGUAUGAAAAUGUGCAAGAAAGUAGACGAACGAUUACAAGCAACCCAAGAGACUUUAUCAGCAAUUAAGAUCAUUAAAAUGUACACUUGGGAGAAGUUUUUUACCAAGAAAGUCACCGACUCUAGAAUCAAAGAAAUCAAGAGCAUGCACCUCAUUUUUUACUUAAAGUUCUUUCUGCUUCAAAUCGGUGUAUUGAAUGGUAACAUUGCCUUCUAUCUUCUUAUUAUGACCUACAAAUGGUUGGGGAACCACAUAACUGCGGAAAUAGUCUACUUCAUUGACAGCUUGUUCCAUAUCUUGACACACACUUUAGGUAUACGUUUCCCAAGUGCUAUUUCACAAAUUGCAGAAACUACAGCCUCUAUCAAGAGAAUUGGAAACGUACUGAAAGCACUAGAGCUGCAAGAAGUUUCAGACGCAAAUCAUCUAAUCAUCAAACCUAAAAUCUCGCUGAAAAACGUGGACAUUGCCUUAAAAGACACUAAAAUUCUUCAUUCGGUCAAUUUAGAUAUCGAUUUAGGGGUCACUCUAAUAACAGGACCUGUCGGAAGUGGCAAAAGCUUUCUGCUGAAAACGAUACUAAGGGAAUACGAACCCACCAAUGGUAGCGUCCUGACCCAAGGACGCAUCUCUUACGCUUCUCAAGACCCUUGGCUUUUUCCUUCUUCGAUCAAACAGAAUAUUUUGUUUGGGGAAAAAUACGACGAAGCCAGAUACCAAGAAGUGUUAAAAGUUUGUGCUUUGAUUUACGAUUUUGAGCUAUUGGCAGACGGUGAUAACACCAUUGUUGAAGAUCGCGGUAAUAAUUUGAGCAAAGGACAGCAAGCUCGGGUCAAUUUAGCUCGUGCCGUUUACCGAGAGAGCGAAAUUUACCUCCUGGAUGACUGUUUGUCAGCUCUCGAUAGCCAAGUCAGCGACUAUAUUUUCAAAGAAUGUAUUUUAAAAUUUCUCCAAAACAAAUUAGUGGUGUUUGUUAGCCAUAACGUGAGUCACUUGAAAGAAGUUGAUAGUGUUAUAGUGAUGCGGCAUGGGUCUAUCCUGUCUCAUGCCAAGUCCACGGAAAUUUCCGAAAAGGAAAUUCUGGAAGAAAUCAGCGAAGAAGAUGAAAAGGAACUGUGUGAGGAGGAGGACGAGGACGUGAAUGAAGAAAGCAAACUAAUAACUGAGACGACAAGGGAACGGAAAGUGUACCAAGAAGUUAAAAAGAAAGGUGCAGUUGAAUUAGAAGUGUACAAGAAAUACCUGCAUUACGGAGGCGGUAUUUUCGCUUUCCUACUUGUUAUCGCAAUUUAUGGCGUUUCACAAUUUGUUCAAAGUUAUUCCGAUAAAUUAGUCAGCAAAUGGGUCAACACUGAGCAAAAAUUAGCCAAUUUCACUCUCUACAACAUUACAAACACCACAGAUCAGACUGAAGAAGAAACAAUUGAAAAACGCGACUACAUUUUAAAAAUGUUCACGGCAAUGAUAGUUCUAAGCACGGUUUUUAACUUGAGCCGAUCUUUUGGAUUCUACAGUGUGAUCAAAAGAGCUUCGCUAAAUUUGCACAAGCACAUGAUCAUGCAUAUGGUCAACGCCACAAUGUCCUUCUUUGACACCAAUUUCAUUGGCAACAUUUUAAACCGAUUUUCAAAAGACUUGACGGUCAUAGACGAACACCUGCCCUUUAUUUACCACCAAGUGUUUAGGACUUUUUUUGUCGUAACUGGAAUAAUGACACUUAUAGCAACAGUUAACACAUUUUUCCUUAUCCCGACCUUUUUCUUCUUUGGAUUAUUGAUGAUAAUUCGCGGAUAUUACCUUCGCACAGCUCGAAGUUUAAAAAGACUGGAUGCCACAACUAGAAGUCCAGUGGUGGGUCACCUGAAUGCAACCCUUGAAGGUCUAACAACAAUCAGAGCUUUCAAGGCUGAGGAAAUCCUAAGACAUGAAUAUGACCGCCACCAAGAUUUGUACACUUCUGCGUCCUAUAUCUCGUAUUCUUCCAUGAGAGCCUAUGCCUUUUUCUUGGACAUUUUGUGCGUCAUUUUCAUAGCGUCAAUAAUUUCAAGAUUUAUUUUUUUCGAUGAGGAGAUUUUGGCUGGUGACGUGGGCCUUGCCAUAUCCCAGGCUUUGAGAAUGACCGGGACCCUGCAAUGGGGAGUGCGAAUUUGGUCCGAAAUGGAAAACUCAAUGACUUCAGUUGAGCGAGUUCUGGAAUACACUGAAGUCAAGCAGGAGAAUAAACAAGGCCAGGUGCUGGAAAACUGGCCGAAAGAAGGCGAAGUCAAAUACGAAAACGUUUAUUUGUCUUAUAACAACACGGACGAGUAUGUUCUGAAAAACGUGAACUUCACGGCAAACCCGCAGGAGAAAAUCGGAAUCGUUGGUCGAACUGGCGCUGGAAAAUCCUCGAUAAUCUCAACAUUUUUCCGCUUGUACGAAGUCGAAGGAAAAAUUACAAUCGAUGGAGUUGAUACGAAAACACUAGCUUUGGAUUUCUUGAGGAAACAUAUUUCCAUUAUUCCGCAGGAUCCCGUUCUGUUUUCGGGAACAAUCCGCGAAAACAUCGAUCCAGAGGGAAUUUACUCUGAUGAGGAUAUUUGGAAUGCGAUCGAAACGGCGCAUUUGAAAAAACUAGUCUCAAGCUUGGAUUACGAAAUUACUGAAAGUAGUUCCAACUUUAGUGUUGGCCAAAGACAGUUGAUUUGUUUAGCGAGGGCACUUAUCAGGGAUAAUAAGAUUAUCGUACUGGACGAAGCCACGGCCAACAUGGACCCGGAAACUGAUGCUCUGAUACAUCAAACAAUACAUGAAAAUUUUGCCUCGUGUACUGUUUUUACAAUAGCACACAAGCUUCAUUCGAUACUGAAUUCUGACAAAAUUAUCGUCAUGGAUAGAGGGGAGAUUAUUGAGUAUGAUGACCCGCUCAGUUUGAUGCAAAAUACCGAAGGCGUCUUUUACAAACUGGUGAAGAAGUCGGGAUUAUUACCCUCAAAUUUGUCGUAAUUUGGCUCAACUUAUGUUCCUUGUCCCAUUUCGUUGUUAUUGUAAAAAUCACAUAAAACGCCAUAAAAAAGAUACUACUAUGUAUGUGCACUGUUUAUUAUAAAAAUGUUGAAUGAGUAUCAAUAAAUUGUUUUUUAAUCC